AUUCACCGUCCCAAGUGCCGAUCAUGAAAAUGAUAAAAACCACCGACCUCCCCCAUUUCCAACCUUUCUCUUCUUCAUCCGACCUUCCAUCCGUCACCCUCUCCCCACCCAUCUCUACCCAAUUGACAACCAUCCAAAUCAAUUCACAAUGGGCAAAGCCGGUCGUGUCGCGUGUAUCUUCACGCCUUAUGUGCUUACGAUCGCCUCGCUGAUCUGUAUUAUCAUGGUUGGCUUGGGCUGUACCAAGUCCAGCUCUGAUACUUUGAACAACCUUUAUUUCAUGCGGAUUGACCUCCAAAAUAUCACCAGCGAGGGAUCUGAAACAGUAACCGAGAUUGAAAACCUACUUGAACAAUACGGAAUUACCGAUGUCAGCGCGCAGAAUGUCUCCAAUGUCCUCUCCAAACUUCAGCAGGACAGCACACUCGCGGACUUCUACCAGAUCGGUCUCUGGGGAUAUUGCGAUGGUGACAUCAACAACAAGAAGACGAACGUUACGGAGUGCUCCAAGCCCAAGAGCGAGUUCUACUUCAACCCCUUCUCCGUCUGGGGCUUGGACUCCUCUGAUAUUAAGGACGAGCUGCCCAGCGAGUACAACAAGGUCAUGAACAUCUACAAGACUGUCUCCAAGUGGAUGUUCAUCGCCUACCUGGUCGCCUUCAUCGUCACCAUCGUCGAGAUCGUGGUUGGUUUCUUCGCUAUCUGCAGUCGCUGGGGUAGCUGUGUCACCACUCUCUUCGCUCUCCUCGCCUUCCUCUUCACCGCCGCCGCCUCGAUCACCUCGACCGUCCUCUUCUCCAUCUUCAAGUCUUCCCUUGGCACAACUCUCAAAGCCUACGGAAUCAGCCUCUCCAUGGGCAAGAACAUCUACGUUGCUACCUGGUUGGCCGUUGCCUUCUCUCUCGGCGCUCUGAUCUUCUGGACCUUCAGCGUCUGCUGCUGCUCCGGUCGCUCGCCAUACGGCCACCGCAACAACAACAACACUCGCGGCAUCACCGCCGAAAAGGCCCCCUACACCUACGAGCCUCUCGGUGCUGGUCAGGUCCCCUACGGCCACCAGCAGCCUACCUCCUACCCAGCUCCCGCUGCUCACGGCGGCCAGUACCCCAUGACCACCACCAACCAGCGCUCGAACGCCUACGAGCCCUUCCGCCACUCCUAAGCUAAGCGCAAAGCGACUUGCUUCAAAAUCUCUUAUCAUGUCUUUUUGUAUACAACACUCGUGAAGCGUUCUUAAGACUCGGAUACCGCGGCGUUCGGGCUCGUGUGACUUCUGGUUAUAUGGGCUUGGUCUUUUGCAUGAUUUUUUCUAACGACUACUUUCCUUCUUUCUCUGUGAUGACUUGAAUGAUUAUCAGCAAUAUUGCCGAUGGCCCUGCAUACGUUACAUAUCAUACCUCACGAAAAUUUUAUUCCAAAAUAUAUGAUCAACCCGGA
This is a messenger RNA of Penicillium subrubescens, 1437 nucleotides long. RefSeq names its product SUR7/PalI family protein. Gene Ontology annotation, cellular component: cell cortex of cell tip; plasma membrane. NCBI's taxonomy places the organism in Eukaryota, Fungi, Ascomycota, Eurotiomycetes, Eurotiales, Aspergillaceae. The coding region runs from base 149 to 1162 and encodes 337 amino acids. The record is from RefSeq and is a predicted model, not a curated record. The transcript is spliced from 2 exons. Gene Ontology annotation, biological process: fungal-type cell wall organization.